This is a messenger RNA of Sinocyclocheilus rhinocerous, 1786 nucleotides long. RefSeq names its product DIM1 dimethyladenosine transferase 1-like (S. cerevisiae) (gene dimt1l). The transcript has 12 exons. The record is from RefSeq and is a predicted model, not a curated record. Gene Ontology annotation, biological process: rRNA methylation. Gene Ontology annotation, cellular component: nucleolus. The coding region runs from base 123 to 1043 and encodes 306 amino acids. Gene Ontology annotation, molecular function: rRNA (adenine-N6,N6-)-dimethyltransferase activity. Lineage: Eukaryota; Metazoa; Chordata; Actinopteri; Cypriniformes; Cyprinidae.
GCCGAGAGAAACCAAAGGAGCUAAAGCCAGCAGUUGCUGCACGUGUUUUUGAUACAGUAAACGUAUAAGCACAGUUGUACUGUAAAUUUGACAAUUUGGAAUCUCAAACAUAACUUAUCAAAAUGCCGAAGGUUAAAGCUGAGAAAAAAUCUCGACAACACCAGGAGGUGAAGAGUCAAGGAAUUAUGUUCAAUACUGGUAUUGGUCAGCAUAUUUUAAAAAAUCCAUUGGUUGUCAACGGCAUCAUAGAGAAGGCAGCAUUGCGACCAACAGAUGUGGUUCUGGAAGUUGGUCCUGGAACUGGUAACAUGACUGUCAAACUUCUGGAGAAAGCCAAGAAAGUGGUUGCAUGUGAGUUGGACACCAGGCUUGUUGCUGAGCUUCAAAAACGAGUCCAGUGCACUCCAAUGCAAAACAAGCUUCAGAUCCUCAUAGGAGACGUCCUCAAGACAGAGCUCCCCUUUUUUGAUGUCUGCGUGGCUAACUUGCCAUAUCAGAUAUCAUCACCUUUCGUGUUCAAGCUGUUACUUCACAGGCCGUUUUUUAGGUGUGCUGUGCUGAUGUUUCAGAGGGAAUUUGCCAUGCGGUUGGUGGCUAAACCUGGAGACAAGCUAUACUGCAGGCUGUCCAUCAACACACAGCUCCUAGCCCGUGUGGACCACCUCAUGAAGGUGGGAAAGAAUAAUUUCAGACCACCUCCAAAAGUAGAGUCCAGCGUGGUGAGGAUAGAGCCCAAAAAUCCUCCACCGCCUAUCAACUUCCAGGAAUGGGAUGGUCUUGUCAGAAUUGCAUUUGUCCGAAAGAACAAAACACUCAGUGCUGCCUUCAAGUCUGCUGCGGUUGAACAGUUAUUGGAGAAGAACUACAGAAUCCAUUGCUCCGUGCACAACAUGGAAAUACAACAGGAUUUCAACAUUGCUCAGAAAAUUGAAAGCAUCCUUCAAGAGUCGAAGUUUAGCGACAAGAGGGCACGUUCCAUGGAUAUAGAUGAUUUCAUGGUGCUUCUUCAUGCAUUCAACUCCGCUGGGAUACACUUCUCCUAAGACAGCUACUAGGUUGACAGGAAGUGGUCACAAUAUUCUCCUAUUUUGUUGAUGCUAUGUGAAGAAAUGAAUGAUAUUUCUUUUCAAUGGACAUGCAAUGGGACAUCUAAUCACUCAGGCUGGAAAUGUUUUGUGCCUUUCCUGAAUCAGGAAGUAUUUACAAACUUUAUUCAGAGUUAAAACUAGUGACUAGUGUUAAGAGGUUUUGAAGAGGACAUCUUGGGUUUUUGUAACUUGUCUUUAUGUACUCACUCUGCAGUUCUGAGUACACCAGUUUACUCUUCAUAUAACUGAGGUUGUCAUAAAGAAUAUUAAACUUCAUCCCCAUCAGUCUCAGCACUGCACACACAACAUACUAUCCCGCCACUGUGUACUGCUCAAUACUGAACUGUCAAACUGAGAAAUUAUAAACUGCUAACACUUCACAAUAAGGUUCAGUUGGUUAACUGUACCAACUGUAUCAGGUGUCAUGAACUAAUUGAUGGCGUUUUUACAGCAUUUUGUAUCUAGCUUAAUGUUAAUUUAUAAAUAUAGUAAUUGUUAAUUUAGUAAACUUGGAUUAGUGUAUAUAUAAAAAUUAACCUAAGUUAAUAAAUGGUGUAAAAGUAUUAUUCAUUAUUUGGCCAUGCUAGCUAUUGGAUUAAUGUUAACCACUUGGAACUUAUUUUCAAGUGUUACCUAGAAAUUUUUAUUAAUAUUCUACCAACAGUUAAGGUAAUAAGGUUACUGGUAUGUAAUCUUUG